This is a messenger RNA of Cynara cardunculus var. scolymus (artichoke), 2855 nucleotides long. RefSeq names its product elongation factor 2. Bases 108 to 2639 code for a protein of 843 amino acids. Gene Ontology annotation, biological process: translational elongation. The record is from RefSeq and is a predicted model, not a curated record. Lineage: Eukaryota; Viridiplantae; Streptophyta; Magnoliopsida; Asterales; Asteraceae. The transcript has 4 exons. Gene Ontology annotation, molecular function: translation elongation factor activity; ribosome binding; GTP binding. Gene Ontology annotation, cellular component: cytosol; ribonucleoprotein complex.
CAUUCAUCGUCUUCUGCAUCUCAUCGUCAUCUCCAUCUCCAUCUCCGAAACUUUUGAAGGGGCAUCAUAUUAACUGCAAUUUGUUGCAGUAACACCAGCUAGGCAACAUGGUGAAGUUCACAGCUGAUGAGCUUCGCAGGAUUAUGGAUUACAAGCACAAUAUUCGUAAUAUGUCUGUUAUUGCUCAUGUUGAUCAUGGUAAGUCCACCUUGACUGAUUCUCUUGUGGCUGCUGCUGGUAUUAUUGCCCAAGAAGUUGCUGGUGAUGUCCGUAUGACAGAUACCCGUGCUGAUGAAGCAGAGCGUGGUAUUACCAUCAAGUCCACUGGUAUCUCCCUUUACUAUGAGAUGACCGAUGAAGCUCUCAAGAGCUUCAAGGGAGACCGUACUGGCAAUGAGUACCUCAUCAAUCUUAUUGAUUCACCUGGCCAUGUUGACUUCUCUUCGGAGGUUACUGCUGCUCUACGUAUUACCGAUGGUGCAUUGGUUGUCGUUGAUUGUAUUGAAGGUGUUUGUGUCCAGACAGAAACCGUCCUCCGACAAGCCCUUGGAGAGAGGAUCCGACCUGUCCUAACUGUCAACAAGAUGGACAGAUGUUUCCUUGAGCUUCAGGUCGAUGGAGAAGAGGCCUACCAGACAUUCCAGAGGGUUAUUGAAAAUGCUAAUGUCAUUAUGGCCACAUAUGAAGACCCCCUUCUUGGUGAUGUCAUGGUUUACCCCGAGAAAGGUACUGUCGCUUUCUCUGCUGGCUUGCACGGCUGGGCUUUUACCCUCACAAACUUUGCCAAGAUGUAUGCAUCCAAGUUUGGUGUGGACGAGUCCAAGAUGAUGGAAAGGCUCUGGGGAGAGAACUAUUUUGACCCUAAAACUAAAAAGUGGACCAACAAGAACACGGGUGCUCCAACAUGCAAGCGUGGUUUUGUUCAGUUCUGCUAUGAGCCCAUCAAACAGAUUAUCAGCAUCUGUAUGAAUGACCAGAAAGAUAAGCUGUGGCCUAUGCUAGCCAAGCUUGGUGUUAACAUGAAGUCUGAUGAAAAGGAGUUGAUGGGUAAGGCUUUGAUGAAGCGUGUGAUGCAGAACUGGCUACCUGCUGCCACUGCCCUACUUGAAAUGAUGAUUUUUCAUCUUCCUUCCCCUCACACUGCUCAGAGAUAUCGUGUUGAAAACUUGUAUGAGGGUCCAUUGGAUGAUCCUUAUGCCAAUGCCAUCAGAAACUGUGACCGUGAUGGCCCUCUCAUGCUCUAUGUAUCAAAGAUGAUCCCUGCAUCUGACAAAGGAAGGUUCUUUGCUUUUGGACGUGUGUUUUCUGGGAGGGUUUCCACUGGUAUGAAGGUGAGGAUCAUGGGUCCUAACUAUGUCCCUGGUGAGAAGAAGGAUCUGUAUGUGAAGGGUGUUCAGAGAACUGUCAUCUGGAUGGGGAAGAAGCAAGAAACCGUAGAGGAUGUGCCUUGUGGAAAUACAGUUGCUAUGGUUGGUUUAGACCAGUUCAUCACCAAGAAUGCAACAUUGACAAGCGAGAAAGAAGUUGAUGCUCAUCCAAUUCGUGCCAUGAAGUUCUCCGUCUCUCCUGUGGUGCGUGUUGCUGUCCAGUGUAAGGUUGCAUCUGACCUUCCCAAGCUUGUUGAGGGUCUGAAGCGUCUAGCCAAGUCCGAUCCUAUGGUUGUUUGUACCAUUGAGGAGUCUGGUGAACAUAUCAUUGCUGGUGCUGGAGAGCUCCAUCUUGAAAUAUGCUUGAAAGACUUGCAAGAUGAUUUCAUGGGUGGUGCGGAGAUUGUUGUUUCUGAUCCAGUUGUGUCCUUCCGUGAAACWGUYCUUGAGAARUCAUSYCGRACUGURAUGAGCAAGUCYCCYAACAAGCACAAUCGUUUGUACAUGGAAGCUAGRCCMAUGGAGGAMGGACUUSCAGAGGCUAUUGAUGAKGGGMGRRUUGGKCCWMGGGAYGAKCCMAAGGYWCGUGSUAARAUCUUGGCUGAGGAGUUUGGAUGGGAUAAGGAUCUGGCAAAAAAGAUAUGGUGUUUCGGUCCUGAGACAACAGGGCCAAACAUGGUUGUUGACAUGUGUAAGGGAGUCCAGUACUUGAAUGAAAUAAAGGAUUCMGUKGUUGCUGGGUUCCAGUGGGCAUCAAAGGAAGGUGCAUUGGCUGAAGAGAACAUGAGGGGCAUAUGCUUUGAGGUGUGUGAUGUGGUACUCCAUGCGGAUGCUAUUCACAGGGGUGGCGGCCAAGUGAUUCCGACUGCCAGGAGAGUUAUCUAUGCUUCACAGCUCACUGCCAAGCCCAGGCUCCUUGAGCCGGUGUACCUGGUGGAGAUCCAGGCACCUGAACAGGCUCUUGGUGGAAUAUACAGUGUGCUGAAUCAAAGGCGUGGACAUGUGUUUGAGGAGAUGCAGAGGCCUGGUACCCCACUCUACAACAUUAAGGCUUACCUGCCUGUUGUCGAGUCCUUUGGAUUUUCUGGUGCUCUGAGAGCAGCUACUUCAGGGCAAGCCUUCCCGCAAUCUGUAUUUGAUCACUGGGACAUGAUGUCGUCUGAUCCAUUGGAACCUGGGUCUCAGGCAAACACACUUGUGGCCAACAUCCGUAAGAGAAAAGGCUUGAAGGAGCAGCUCACACCACUCUCCGAGUUUGAGGACAAGCUGUAAGUUGGAUGAUUCAGAAAUUAAAGAGUUAUUGGGUGAUAAUAAUAAUUAUUAAGUGAGAAAUGAGAAGUAUAAGUUAAGUUAGUCUCUUAUAUUCUUAUGAUGAUCCUUUAGCAAGAUGCUGCAUGCAUGCCUUAGUAGGUAACAUAUCUUUAUUGCAACUUACAAAACUCAGAUGUUUUAUUUUCUAUAGUUGUUUACUAUCUCGUGUUUCUGUUA